Molecule: messenger RNA, 960 nt
Organism: Aspergillus campestris IBT 28561
Lineage: Eukaryota; Fungi; Ascomycota; Eurotiomycetes; Eurotiales; Aspergillaceae
Product: alpha/beta hydrolase
Exons: 2
Coding region: 1-960 (319 amino acids)
Biological process (GO): protein depalmitoylation
Cellular component (GO): cytoplasm
Molecular function (GO): palmitoyl-(protein) hydrolase activity; carboxylic ester hydrolase activity
Source: RefSeq, a predicted model, not a curated record
AUGUCUUCUUCCAAGUCCUACCCCACGCCUUUAGUUAUCCAUUCUCUCACAAACGACAAGCACACCCAUACAAUUAUCCUUCUUCACGGCCGCGGCAGUAAUGCUGAACGCUUUGGUUCAGUGUUCCUUGAAUCCACAGAUAUCGCGCGGCGUCUCCCAACAAAACGUCGCUCCACGGUACUUAAACGGACUCCGAUACAUCAGUGGUUCGAUAACUACAGUCUCGAGGACCCAAAUGUUCGAUCCGAGCUACAGAUUGACGGGCUAGAGGAAACUAGCCGGUUCCUGAGAACAUUGAUUGACGAUGAAGCACGGUUGUUUAGGGAGUCCAAUGACCCUACCGUUAGCGAUGGCUAUAGCCGCAUUGUGAUCGGUGGGUUGAGCCAAGGCUGUGCGGCGUCUGUGUUCUGUGUUCUGGGAGGGUCUCCAGGGCAGGACAGCGGGCAGCGCAGGCGACUUGGCGGGUUUGUGGGAAUGAGUGGGUGGUUGCCUUUUGAAAGGGAGAUUACGGGGCUGUUGGGGCUGGACGAUGAGGAUGAAGGGGAGAACGAAGAUGACGACCCUUUCUCACGCAAUGAUGAGGAAGACGAGGACAUCCCUGCACCUAUUCAGGCGCUAAAUCACGUCCGGGAUAUCCUCGAUCUACCAUCCUUACGACACGAAGGGGAAAGUGGGUUCGAAGGCGUGGUCCAAAAGGGAGACUCGGAAUCUUGUGGACCUCCAAAGCCCCAUUUACAAACGCCGGUAUUUCUCGGCCAUGGGUUUGCAGAUCCCAAGGUGUCGGUUGACCUCGGGGAGCGAAUGGCGUCUGUCUUAUCUCAUGGGUUUGGCAUGGAUGUGACGUGGAAGGCGUAUGAGAAUUUUGGACACUGGUAUAAGAUGCCCGAUGAGAUUGAUGAUGUGGUGGAUUUCUUGAAGGAGAAGGCUGGGGUUCCAUCUGUUGAUUACCCCGGGGUUUGA